Molecule: messenger RNA, 975 nt
Organism: Pectinophora gossypiella (pink bollworm)
Lineage: Eukaryota; Metazoa; Arthropoda; Insecta; Lepidoptera; Gelechiidae
Exons: 7
Coding region: 275-946 (223 amino acids)
Source: RefSeq, a predicted model, not a curated record
UGAACUGUCAUAUCAUUUUUUCGUGAAAAAAUGGGGAAAUUGGGAAUUGAAAAAUUCCUUUUUCAUGUCGGAACCGAGGAUCCUUUUGGAUCUUUUUCAUGUCGGAACGGAACCCAAUUUUUCACGAAAAAAUAAUACGAAAUUUCGCCACCAAACUUGAAAUUUUGAGAUUCACCAAAUGCAUAGACUUGUCAUUUAUUUCCAUUGAAAUCCGCGGGACUUCUUUCUAGGCAUUGUCUGUACCAAGCAUCCCAUUCUUGUCGCCCGAUCUUCAAUGGACUGGAUGCCGAGUAGAGUAAAUUCACUUUAUUCUGAUGUAGGGGCGUGGAGCGGAAAAUUUAGGCCAGUGAUGGAUGAAUUAGAAUCAGACGAAGCUCUAAGGUUUUAUCAGUUUCUAAAUUAUCUGGAUGGUGGAAGUUUUGGGACUGGUCCCAUCGAUGAGUUUGUAGAUGCGAUGUACCGACUAGCUAAUUACAUGAAACAACAAAAUAGCAGGGAAACACAAGCAAGAGGCAUGCGUGAACUAGAGGCUAUAAAUGGAGAAAAGGGAAACAGUAUCAAAACUGUUUUGGAAAUCAGUACAGUAAUUAUGCGAAAAAAACGAAAAUUCUUUUGUACUGGUGAAGUCAAGGAGCCUAUUGUCAAUAAUAAAAUAAUAUGCAAGGACAGAAUACUUUUACCCAUUGCUGGAACUUCUUGUAGAGAUGCAAUUAUGUACUGGCAUCCAGAUUUAACUGAAGAGCAUUAUUGUGUGGGAGCAUUGGAAUCUAGAAGUCCGGUUCAUAUUAUGGAUAUGGAAGGUGAAAUGUUCUGUAAAGGGGAUGAUUAUUCUAAACGAGAAUUUCUUCUUGCUUGUGAUUUCUAUGAAGAUCAAGAAGCACCAGUCGCAGAUUUACUACAAUAUUAUCCAGAUCCUGACCCUGAAAUCAGCCCCAAACUGUUUUAAUAAAUACAACAUUACUAUGUUAAAUUGAA